UUGCACUUCGGCUAACUCAGGUGCAGCAGAAAUGAAUACAUUUUUGUGAGCACACCCAUUGAAUAUUGCGUGUUAACGUUGGAUUAGGCUCAUGGGUUUACAAAAGGCUAUUUUUAGUUUAUUCGAGUCACGUUGACGUAGUUGCGAGUCACUUCCGCAUAUGGUUUCUGCUAUUUUCUGUUUCAUUUGAAAUCUGAACGAGAUAUUUGCAACAUGGAGUUUGCUUCGACUCACGUGUACAACUACGAUGAAUCUGAUGAAGAGGAAAUAACAGAAAAAGAUUUGGACCUCAGGUUCCAGUCUGGAAAACUCCCAUCAAAACGUUUAGUUCACACUACCAACCGUUACGCUGUGCACAAGAAAGCUCUCAAUAUAUGCCGUUGGGUUUUCAGGCAAAUCUGGCUGGAGUUGCUCAGUCAGAAGUGAUUUAUGACAAUACUGGCUGCCGUCCUAUACAGAACCAACGUCAAGAAGCAAUCUAUGACAACUUAAAAGCUCCUGAGCCCCCACCCCCUAGGGUCAAACCCAAGCCCAAGAGGAACAAAGACACCGGUGAAUAUGCCUCGGCCUAUGAAAUGCUCAGGCCAGGAGAUCCCUACUACUAUAUCCAGGGGGAGGGAGCUCCUCAGCAGCCACCGCCCUUACCUCCGAUGAGGAAGCCAGUGAAGAAAGAGCCAAGUAAGAAACACCGUCGGGCAGAUACCAACGUGAUCGCCGUCAAGUUUGACAUGCUGGUCAACCCCAGCCACCUGCAUGCAGGCAGCCCAGUCUUCUGCAGUAACUGUGAAGCAGCAUUCUCCGCUGUCAGUAGAAUUACCCCCAGUGGAGAUGGGGCACAGAUCUGGAAAUGUGAAUUUUGUGACAAGAGGAACCCGGUGACUGCUGCGAUGCAGAGUAUUCCCAAGGAGGAUGACUUGACCUUCACCAUUCAGCCUGGGUCAGGGGGAGGGGACGACACAGCUGUUAUCUUCAUGGUGGAUAUCUCAGGCAGCAUGUCAGUAACCACAGCGGUUCCAGGAACUUCUCUUAAGGACCAGAGACUUAAUGAUGCGGGGGCGGCUCUCUCCGCCUAUAAAGAGGAACUAGCUGAGCAGGAGGAUAGAUACACUACGGGACCCAAGACGGAAUGCACUUACGUCUCAAGACUACAGGCCAUGCAGUCGGCCAUUGAUCAACAACUUUGGAAAAUGGAGAAAUCCCUUGGAAACAAGCGAGUUGGACUGGUGGCCUUCAACGACAAUGUGACUGUGAUCGGGGACGGAAGCCAGGAACCAGUGCCUCUAGAGGGCGCCGGUUUGACGGAUGAGCAGAGCAUCAUUAGCUUGGGCAAGAUAUUCCCCCUGCCGGCCCCCAUCAGCGAAGUCAGAAGAUGUCUCUCAGAUAAGGUCUUCAGCCUGACGGAGGGAGGACAAACGGCUCUUGGACCAGCCCUCAUUUUAUCCGUUGCCAUGGCGUCACAGAAGCCAGGGUCAAAAGUCAUAGUGUGCACAGAUGGCUUGGCUAACGUUGGGCUUGGAAAGUUAGACGUCACAGAUGAUGAACACUAUGAUAAAGCCUCUGAAUUCUACGAGUAUGUCGGACAUUAUGCCAGGGACAGUGGGACCUGUGUCUCUGUGUUAACAAUGGAAGGGGAGGAUUGUCGUGUGAUUGAGCUGGGAAAUGUUGCUGAUAAGACUGGCGGACAGGUGAGUGUGGUUGAUCCCAUGAAACUGAACGAGGAGUUUGCUAACAUCCUAGAUGACCCUAUCCUGGCGACCAACGUCUCAGCCAAACUGGUGCUCCAUAAAGGAUUGUACUUCCGCGACGAUGAGAACGUGGAUGGUGAGCACGUAAGCCACGCGACCCGGAACAUGGGCAUUGUGAACAAAGAUUCCGAGACCACAUUUGAGUUUGGUGUCCGCACUAAGCCCAUACGAGAGGUUAUCUAUGACAACUUUGGUGGCAUGACCAUAACGCACAAAGAUGAUGAGGUCAAAGUGGAGCCAGUUUAUGACUCGGUGAAUCCCAAGAGUAUGAUAGAAGGCAUGGAGAGACUGCCAUUCCAGCUACAGAUCUGGUUCAUGGGACGGAACGGCGCGCAGAAUCUACGCGUCAUCACCAUGGAUCGACCGAUCACCAAAGACCGGCACUUCACUGAGAUGAAUGCUAAUGUAGCGGUUUUGGGAGCCCAUGCAGCCCAAUCGGCAGCUAAGCUUGCCGUGGAGGGCCUGUAUGGAGAAGCACGCAUCAAUGCGCUGGUCACACAGAAACUUGUGGAGAGACAUGCACUACAGCAAGGUGAUGAGGGAGAGGACGUCUAUCAGACCUUUGUAGCCACCUUGGCUCCCAUCCAAUCAGAGCUGUACAGAGCCCACACGUCUGCUCGCCGUCAACCCGGGGCCAGACCAAGCGAAGACCUUGAGGAUGAUGACGAUGAAGCAGCAGUGUACACCGUUUUUGUUGGCAACCAGAAAUCUGUCAAAAGAGGCAUGACAAAGAAGGCCAAGAAGAGAAGACAAAAGAUCACAGACAAGCAGGCCAACCUCUUCUACAAGAUGAAGAACGCCACCAGCAACAUGUUCCAAAAACACAAAGGUCAAAUGAAAAUGUGAAACAUCAACUGAACCACCAAAAUAUGGACGACUUUGACAUCUAUCGGGUAGUAGUCAUUGCUGUGGGUAGGCAAUUUAUCCUGUUUAGUUUAGGUGAUCUGUUCAACCUUAAUUUCUGGUUGUAGAGUUGUCUUUUUAUGACAGAGCGAUCCAAUAAAGUACAGUAGUGAUGACUGUUUAUUUCAGGUUAACCUUCCUUCAUGAAAGACUCAUGUCUUUAAAGAGCACAUACAAUGAAAAUGUUUUAAUGCCGUCUUUGAAAAUGCACUUGUGUCCCAUUUAACCUUAUUUUCAAUUUUUGUUUUGCCAUUUACAAGGGUAUUUUUGGUGUCUUUUUGGUUUUUUGCUUAUUCGAUAAUUUCCAAAUUCAUGAGCAAAAGUGUGACGUCAUUUCAGGCAGAAACCUCAAUGUUAGAGUUAUUUCGGCACCACGAGUUGCCAGAAUUUUGGAGAUUUUGCUGUCGCAAAUUUUCUUUUCUUUGGCGAUUUUUUGUUGUGUCAGUACAUGAUGGUAAGCCAUGAGCAAUGUUUUUUUCACAAAUGU
Patiria miniata (bat star) is the source of this 3135-nucleotide messenger RNA. Its product is annotated as circularly permutated Ras protein 1-like. Gene Ontology annotation, cellular component: endoplasmic reticulum exit site; COPII vesicle coat. The transcript has 23 exons. NCBI's taxonomy places the organism in Eukaryota, Metazoa, Echinodermata, Asteroidea, Valvatida, Asterinidae. The record is from RefSeq and is a predicted model, not a curated record. Bases 375 to 2591 code for a protein of 738 amino acids. Gene Ontology annotation, biological process: intracellular protein transport; COPII-coated vesicle cargo loading; endoplasmic reticulum to Golgi vesicle-mediated transport. Gene Ontology annotation, molecular function: zinc ion binding; SNARE binding.